UGUACAUCAAUCGGGAACCGGCUGUUUGAAAUGUAAACAUCCGGUAGUACACUUUGAACAACGAGUCAUCUGGUAGAUAUAUCAACUAACAAAUGGAGCCUUUAGGUAAUCGACAGCGAAUUCAAGCAUUGUCUGCGCACAGGGAACAGGUUGUGGAAGCCCUGAAUCAAAUCAACUUUGAUGGCGGUCACAUUCGGCGGAUGAUCGAGACGUUUGAGCAGCAAAUCCAGCUAGCGAACAGCCCUGAUGAGAUGCAGCGGCAACAGACAGACCUAUUCUGGGAGAACACGUUCGUGCGGCGGUUGCUUGACGGCACUGAGAAUGGAACAUACCUCGGCAUGGACCUCGGAGGGACGAACUUUCGGUUGGUGCGCGUGGAUCUGCGCGAUGGUGAGGCGACUACGGCCACGCGCUACUACAGCCUGGGCAAGGGGCUGCUGGUUGGACCCAGUUCGGAGUUGUUUGACUACAUCGCGGUGUGUCUCAAGUCAUUUUUAAAAGAAGAGAAGUUUGCCAAUAAAAUAUUGCCAUUAGGUUUCACGUUCUCGUUCCCCUCGCGACAGACGAGCCUUAAGCACAGCACUAUCUCCACGUGGACGAAGAGCAUCACGUGCACGGACGGCCCGGGCCUCGACUCGGCCGUGCUGCUUGAGGAGGCCAUCGCCAGGCUCGGGGUUGAGACACUGCCAGCCGGCGUAGAGGUUGUGGCCAGAAUCAGCGACACCACAGGAACCCUGCUCGCCGGAAAUCUCCUCGACAAGAACUGCAAAAUAGGGCUCAUACUGGGUACUGGAUCGAACGCGGCCUUUGUAGAGUAUACUCACAACAUCGAGAAGUGGGACGCAUGCUAUAAUGAUGAAGACCCCUCCGACGUUGUUGUUAUUAACUGCGAAUUCGGAGCGUUCGGUGAUAAUGGGUGCCUGGACUUCAUGAAGACAGAGUUCGACAAAGAACUUGACACACAUUCAAACCACCCUGGCUCAUAUACGUUCGAGAAGCACUACAGCGGCCAUUACCUAGGUGAGCUGGUGCGACUGGCGCUAAUUAAACUGGUGCGUGCAGGGUGUCUCUUUGCUGAUCAGCCGUCGGCUUUGCUGGAGGAAAGGUGGUCUUUUACAACCGCGCAUGUAACUGCAAUCGAAAGUGACUCUCAGGAGACCACGACGAAUACUAUGUCCGUCUUAGCGGAGUUCGGGAUCCCUAAUCCCACAGCUGACGAUGUUCUUCUUGUACAGGAAGUGUGCGAGCUCAUGUCAACGCGCGGCGCCUAUAUUGUGGCUACAGCUAUGGUCGUGUUGCUGAACCAUAUUAACCUACCGGAAGUGACCAUAGCAGUGGACGGCUCGUUGUACGAACAUCAUCCGAAGUACCACAACAAUAUGGUGAAACUUAUUUCCACCUGGUGUCCACAAACAAAGACGACCCUUCGCUUGGUGAAGGACGGCAGUGGUCAAGGUGGAGCCCUUGUGGCCGCCAUUAGCGAGAAGACUUUGCCUCACUAGCCCUCCAGCCUGCAUGCGGACUGGAACCUUCUCUUCAAGGAGACGUAGCGGGGUGACGGACACUCGAUCAACAUGUCAUUUUAGACUCAAUAUAUAUAUAUGUUGAUUUGAUGUUCAUUUUAUAUCAUAUAUAAGAAUCAUUAUCAGUUGCCGAUACCAGUUGUAUUUGUUGUGUUUUGCCCAAUAAACGAACAAAAUGGAAUAUGUUUAAGGGUUAACUGUAUUGACUAUAUUGAUUUGUUUUUAUUCCCCCGGAUCGAAUGAUCGGGGGUAUAUUGUUUUUGGCCUGUCUGUCAUUGUAUUUGUCUGUGUGUCCCAAAACUUCAACCAAAACGUUAACCUUGGCCAUAACUUUUGCAAUAUUGAUGAUAGCAACUUGAUAUUUGGCAUGCACGUGUAUCUCAUGAAGCUGCACAUUUUGAGACGUGACAGGUCAAGGUCAUUGCUUCAAGGUCAAAGGUAAAAACAUUAUUUCAAAGCGGCGCAUUAGGGGGCAUUGUGUUUCAGACAAAACACAUCUCUUGUUUAUUUAUUAUUUUUUUGAUUAGGGUGGGUGGGUCAUGGUAAAAGUUUUAGACCAACAAAAUAAUUGUAUGCAAUUCUGGAUUUCCCAUUCUUGUUCACUGUUAAUAUCACCUCAAAAAUAUACAGUACAUGUAUACCCGAAA
This is a messenger RNA of Dreissena polymorpha, 2170 nucleotides long. Its product is annotated as hexokinase-1-like. The coding region runs from base 93 to 1502 and encodes 469 amino acids. Gene Ontology annotation, cellular component: mitochondrion; cytosol. Gene Ontology annotation, biological process: intracellular glucose homeostasis; glycolytic process; glucose 6-phosphate metabolic process. Lineage: Eukaryota; Metazoa; Mollusca; Bivalvia; Myida; Dreissenidae. The record is from RefSeq and is a predicted model, not a curated record. The transcript is spliced from 12 exons. Gene Ontology annotation, molecular function: ATP binding; fructokinase activity; D-glucose binding.